Molecule: messenger RNA, 883 nt
Organism: Notothenia coriiceps (black rockcod)
Lineage: Eukaryota; Metazoa; Chordata; Actinopteri; Perciformes; Nototheniidae
Product: mediator of DNA damage checkpoint protein 1-like
Exons: 2
Coding region: 246-518 (90 amino acids)
Cellular component (GO): nucleus
Source: RefSeq, a predicted model, not a curated record
AUUUCUGUUACACUCCCUACCCUGCACAAGCUGAACAGAUAUCGUUUGAUACCACAUACCUUUCUGACAUAGCUAGCUAAAUGCAGGCAGGUGUACACAUGUCAUACAAAUGUCCAUUCUUAAAAGCCUUGUAUUGAUUUUUGCAGUGAUUUUACAAAGACACGUGAUGUUUAUUGAAUCUCUUCUCUUUCUCUUAGGGUUAUCACAUCCAUGUUACGGCGUCAGUGAAACCAGAGCCAGUGCAAAUGAGGGACAUCAUCUUCUGCAGUGGAGCCACCCUCCUCCCUAAGAUGCCCUCUUCUCCGAAGCCGCAGACUCUCGUGAUUUCCUGCGAGGAGGACCUGUCUCUGUGCGGCCCGGCCCUCUCUGCAUCUCUUCCAGUCGUCACUGCUGAGUUCCUCCUCACUGGGAUCCUUCAGCAGAGACUUGACCUUCAGACCCACAGACUCUCAGCCCCUGCACAUUCCCUUCAGCCGGCAGGAGGCAGGGGAAGGGGCAGGGGCAGGAAGAAGACUUAGCACCACAGGGGGGUGCUGUGAAUGAAAAAACACCAUGUAGGAAGUAGACUCCCUUUCAAAUCAGAGGCCGUAGAAACACUGUUUUUCUACAAAGGACUUGAAUGUAUUGUAACAAAAUGUUGAAACAUUCUUUUAUAUUUGAAGUUUUCUAUUUUUGUGAGACAGCGAUUAAAGGAAUUUAAAUUAGUCUGUAGUGUUUCCCAUUUUCAUGUUUAAAAUAUAUGUGGAAACCAUUUAGAUUUUAAACUUGCAAGAGCUUACCAUGAUGUUGCUGCUAUGUAAGGUAGGAAAUAAUAACCAGGGGUUGCCCUGGUUCUCAAAGGAGCACCUGGAGAUGUUGCCUGGUGCUCAUCCUUAAAAUGAAA